Molecule: messenger RNA, 2464 nt
Organism: Paramacrobiotus metropolitanus
Lineage: Eukaryota; Metazoa; Tardigrada; Eutardigrada; Parachela; Macrobiotidae
Exons: 1
Coding region: 222-2306 (694 amino acids)
Biological process (GO): triglyceride biosynthetic process
Cellular component (GO): plasma membrane
Molecular function (GO): long-chain-alcohol O-fatty-acyltransferase activity; diacylglycerol O-acyltransferase activity
Source: RefSeq, a predicted model, not a curated record
GGCCGUACAAUGACCAAAGUCGCGGCCUUCCAUCCGCAGCAGCAAAACCCCGCCAUCUCCAGAACCACCCCCUCCCGCCGGUCCAGAGUCUCCCGCUCCGUUCCCUCUUCAAGGAGAAUGCCGGGACCAUCGCCCGCAGCGCCAUCGGCGCCCUCCUCUUCAUCCCCUUCUGGCUGGGCUUCAUCCUGUGCCUGCUGGUGGGACACACCGUCGGCUGUGUUAUGGCCUUCUUCGCCGCCAAGAUCCCGCAGCCGGAGACCAGCGACCUCCUAUCCGCGCUGGAUGCCCUGUGGAUCGGGCAACCGGUUAAAAAGGACACCAAGAUCCCGCCGCCCGUCGCCCAUAUCCUCAUGAAACUGGGCGACGGGAUCGUCAUGAAGGAUUUCGUGGAUAUCCUAACGAACCGCCUGCUGAAUGUGAAGAACCCGCGCGGGUUCCCGCCGUUUUUAUAUAUGCGGUUCCGGCAGAGAUUGUACUCGGUCCCCAAUACAUCCCGGCAUCUCUUCGCCUUCUCCCCGCGCUUCGACAUCGCCAACCACCUCCACCAGAUCCCGUCGGAGAUCGACACCACCGAGAAACUGAUGGAGUUCGUCAGUAAUAUGACCGCCGCGCCGUUCGAAGCGGAUAAACCGCUGUGGGAGAUGCACGUGCGGACGGAUUUCGGUCCGGAGCAAUCCGGGAUCCUGUUUUUCCGCUACCACCAAGCGAUUACGGACGGGCAGUCAAUGGUGCAGAUUUUAUGCCGGGAUCUGUUGGACGCCGGGGACCAGGCGUACCAGCACAUUAAACCGCGGUUCGGUGGGAUGACGUACGCGUCGCAUUUCUGCCAAGCGGUCUUCAUGGCGGGGUACAUGUUCUUCACGGAUCUGGUGUCGAAAUCCACGCCGGAUUUAAACUGUAUUAAAUACCCGGAGAUGCAUUUGAGCGGCCGCUAUGAAGUGUUCUGGUCGGAGCCAGUUAAUCUCUCUGUGAUGCACCGCUUGAAAGCCAUCACCCGGACCCGGUUUAAUGACCUUUUAUUCACGGCGUUGGCGGCCACACUGCGGACGUACUGUAAGCUGCACGGUAUCAGCACCCCGGCGGAUAUUACGGCGUGUUUCCCGGUGGACCUCCGCAGCACCAAGGGCGAGACACUGAACGACGUAUCCCUCGGGAACCGCUUUGUCCUGGAGAAGAUCCGGCUCCCCGUCAGCCAGGAAGCCGGGAUGCCGCGGUUGUGGCGGGUCCGGGACCAGAUGCAGGCACUGCGCUCGUCGUACCGCCACGUCGCUUUGGACUUCCUGUUUAAAAUUCUGAAGAAGGCGCUUUCCCACCGGACGCUCCAGGCCAUGUGGCACCGGCAGUACAGCGGGUGUACGCUCCUAGUCAACACUCUGGCCGCCCCCGAGGGGCAGUUGACCCUCCAGCGGUACACCCUGGAGGACCUCCUGAUGUGGAUCCCCCCGCCGCACGGGAUGCGCAUCCCGUUGGCCAUCAACGUCAUCACCUGCAUCGAUCAGGUGCAGUUGGUCGUCGUGGCGGAUACGGGUGCGCUGAAGGACGCCUACUGGAUAGCCAUGGAUUUCCCGUUCGAGGUCAUGGCGCUGGGGAAUCUGCUCAAGACCCGCCGGGUUCCGGAAACCAGUAAAGGGCCCGUGGAUGAGACGGACGAGAGCAGUGAGCACGCUGUCCAACAGUCGCUGCACGCCCUGGAGGAACGCCUGGUUAAGAUUUACGGGCAGCUGCGCCAGAUGCGGAAGAAGCGGGAGAUCGGGGAGGUCCCGGCGCUGUGGAAAACCUUCGAGCUGACCGUUUCCGGGUCGUCAAGUCGUCUGGGGGAUGAUGAUGACGAUGCGAGCGAUUCCGGGAGUGAGAGUGAUGAUGAGUCAUCCAGUGGGAGUUACUCGUCCGGGGAUUAUUCAUCCGCCGGGAGGACCACCGAGAAGAAGCCCAAGAAGAAGAAAGAACCUCCAGCCGCACCAUCGCCGGCGGCGGAGGACCCCGAACCUCCGCGGGGGCCCCGGCGACCGGUGGAGCGGAGGAUGUCUAACAAACCGAUGAUCUUCAGUGGGCAGCGGUUGUCCCAACCGAACACGGAGCUGGGUGAGGAGCCGGUGGAUGGGCAGCAGCAGCGCCGCCGCAGUGUGGGACCGUUGCUAAACGCACCGCCCCCACGACCGGGCGCCGGGGGCGCGGUAACGGCGCCUGGGCAGAUCCGGCAGUCGUCGUUGCCGCGGGCGGGAGGGGCCGGGAUGGGAGGAGGGCCCCGGCGGAUGUCGGCCGGGAAGGUGGGAGUGAUGGGUCCGGGUCAGCCGAGGAGGCAGUAAUAAUCCAUUUUUUUGCGUUUAUUGUGUCUCAUUUGUCGAGGUUGUGCACGAUAUAUUAUAGGAUUAUUUCAUUAUUCAAAUAAAUAAUAAUAAGUCAGUAAAAAACUGAACGUUCUGUAUAUUUAUUUUCCGUAAUAAACUGCCAGUUGUGGUGUCCU